AUAUUUAUAAUGAUUUCAAUCAAGCACCUAAUGAUAUUCGUCAUGUCGAUGAUAUUUGGUUAAGUGGUCAUGCAGCAAAACGAAAUAUAACUCGUUAUGUUGUUCCAUCAUGUUGUUCUCAUAUAGGUGUUACUCGAACUCAUGCCCUCGAACAAUAUUUAGUAAAUAAUAAAAUGAAUCGAUUAUCAGCAAAUAGUCAUGCAUUAACAUGGUUUGGUGAAAAUUGGGAAAAAGAUUUAUGGUAUAGAUUCAAUGGUGCAAAUGCACCAGAAUAUCGUAGUUGGUGGAGGAUAAUUUAUCGAGAAUGGAUUAGUCUAAUAUUUAAAUUGAAAUUUAUUAUGUAUUUUGGAUUUAUAUAA
Molecule: messenger RNA, 359 nt
Organism: Adineta steineri
Lineage: Eukaryota; Metazoa; Rotifera; Eurotatoria; Adinetida; Adinetidae
Source: the annotation of a GenBank genome assembly